UCUAUAAACAAAGCUUUAUCACGUGUGGCCUUAAACUUGCUGCAAAUUGCAAAGAAAUGGCUCAAAGGCUCCAGCUCUUUCUGUGCCCUGGGAGCUGAGAUGCAGAGCAGUGCCCUUGCCAGGGUGCCCAAUUCCCUGCAGACUGCCAGAAAAAAAAGAGGCCAACUGGAAAGGCGAAAGAGAAAGACUGCUUAGGGGUGAGAUCAGACCCUUGGUCUUUUCUUUCCUCUAAUCUGCCCUGUCUGUGCCCAUCAGCUCUCUUGACUUGCCAGAACUAUUCACAACUUCUGUGGGGUGCUGCCUCAGUUUCCUGUUUCAGGCUGUGCGCUGUGAUCCAGCCCCUUGCGAACCUUCUGGAAGGAACUGGACAGCUUUGACUUCUACCUGCAGGCUGGGAUAAGAAACAUUCUCAUGAUGGACACCUCAUCCAAAGAAAAUGCCCAUUUGUUCCACAGAAAUUCAGCACAACCUGCCGGAGGGCCAGCCUUUAAAGUGGGAUAUCCGUCCACAGAGGAAGCGCGGCCAUGCUGUGGAAAACUCAAGGUGUUCCUGGGUGCCCUGUCUUUCGUUUACUUUGCCAAAGCAUUGGCGGAAGGCUAUCUGAAGAGCACCGUUACUCAGAUAGAGAGAAGGUUUGAUAUCCCUUCCUCUCUGGUGGGAAUCAUUGAUGGUAGUUUUGAAAUCGGGAAUCUCCUGGUCAUAACGUUUGUUAGCUACUUUGGUGCCAAACUUCACAGGCCAAAAAUAAUUGGAGCAGGAUGCCUGGUCAUGGGCUUCGGAACUAUGCUCAUUGCCGUACCCCAGUUCUUCAUGGAGAAGUACAGCUAUGAGAAAUACGAGCGGUACUCUCCCUCCUCCAACAUUACUCCCAGCAUCUCUCCCUGCUACCUGGAGUCCAGCAGUCCGUCACCAAGCUCAAUCAUGGGGAAAACACAGAACAAAAUAAGUCACGAAUGCGAAGGGGAUUCCAGUUCCUCCAUGUGGGUUUAUGUCUUCCUGGGAAAUCUUCUCCGAGGAUUAGGGGAGACGCCUAUCCAACCCCUGGGCAUCGCCUAUCUGGACGACUUUGCCAGUGAAAACAAUGCUGCUUUCUACAUCGGGUGUGUGCAGACAGUGGCAAUUAUAGGACCCAUUUUUGGCUUCCUUUUGGGCUCAUUAUGCGCCAAACUGUAUGUUGAUAUUGGCUUUGUGAAUCUAGACCAUAUAACUAUCACCCCAAAGGAUCCUCAGUGGGUCGGGGCCUGGUGGCUUGGUUACCUAAUAGCCGGGUUCCUAAGUCUCCUUGCAGCUGUUCCUUUCUGGUGCUUACCCAAGACUCUACCAAGAUCCCAAAGUAGAGAGGACUCUGGCUCCUCAUCUGAGAAAUCCAAGUUCAUUAUAGAUGACCCUAUUAACUACCAAAUGGCCCCUGGAGAAGAUAAAAUGAAAAUCAUGGAAAUGGCAAAAGAUUUUCUUCCAUCACUGAAGACUCUUUUUAGAAAUCCAGUAUACGUCUUAUACUUGUGUGCAAGCACUGUUCAGUUCAAUUCUCUAUUUGGCAUGGUCACGUAUAAACCAAAAUACAUCGAGCAGCAGUAUGGGCAGUCUUCUUCCAAAGCCAACUUUGUCAUUGGGCUCAUCAACAUUCCUGCAGUGGCCCUUGGAAUAUUCUCUGGGGGAAUAGUUAUGAAAAAAUUCAGGCUGGGUAUUUGUGAAGCUACAAAACUCUACUUGGGAUCAUCUGUCUUUGGCUACCUCCUCUUCCUCUCUCUGUUUGCACUGGGAUGUGAAAAUUCUAGUGUGGCCGGACUGACUGUCUCCUACCAAGGAACCAAACCUGUCUCUUAUCAUGAACGAGCUCUCUUUUCAGAUUGCAACUCAAGAUGUAAAUGUUCAGACUCAAAAUGGGAGCCCAUGUGUGGGGACAAUGGGAUUACCUAUGUGUCGGCUUGUCUUGCUGGCUGUCAAUCCUCCAGCCGGAGUGGAAAGAACAUUAUAUUUUCUAACUGCACUUGUGUGGGAUUUGCAGCCCCUAAGUCAGGAAACUGGUCAGGCAUGAUGGGCAGGUGUCAGAAAGAUAAUGGAUGUUCCCAAAUGUUUCUAUAUUUCCUUGUGAUUUCAGUUAUCACAUCAUAUACAUUAUCCCUAGGUGGCAUACCUGGAUAUAUAUUACUAUUGAGGUGCAUUCAACCACAACUUAAGUCUUUUGCUCUGGGUAUCUACACCUUAGCAGUAAGAGUUCUUGCAGGAAUCCCAGCCCCUGUAUACUUUGGUGUUUUGAUUGACACUUCAUGCCUCAAAUGGGGAUUUAAGAAGUGUGGAAGCAGAGGCUCCUGCAGACUGUAUGACUCCCACGCUUUCAGACACAUAUACCUGGGAUUAACCACGCUCCUGGGCACAGUGUCUGUCUUCCUAAGCAUGGCUGUGCUUUUUGUUUUAAAGAAAAAAUAUGUCUCGAAACACAGCAGCUUAAUAACCACAAGAGAAAAAAUAGGGAUGUCGUCAAGCAUCAAAAAGGGGACGUGCACUGCAAGGGAUUGUGGAUUGCAGCCCAAGUACUGGCCAGGCAAGGAGACACGACUUUAAAAAAACCAUGGAAACAAACAAACAUAGGGUCAUUUUAUCCAAUGCAUGUAAAUGAAUAAAAGCAUAAUCAAAAGGGCUUCAAUGUGUAAUUCCUUUCUGCUUCCAAAGGCAUGCCUGCCUUGUUUUUUACUCUAAGCAUAAGAUGGAAAACCUCUAAAGGUGUAAUUAAAUUUAUUUUAAAACUUU
Mus pahari (shrew mouse) is the source of this 2751-nucleotide messenger RNA. RefSeq names its product solute carrier organic anion transporter family member 1C1 (gene Slco1c1). Gene Ontology annotation, cellular component: membrane. Gene Ontology annotation, molecular function: bile acid transmembrane transporter activity; protein binding. NCBI's taxonomy places the organism in Eukaryota, Metazoa, Chordata, Mammalia, Rodentia, Muridae. Gene Ontology annotation, biological process: bile acid and bile salt transport; transmembrane transport; sodium-independent organic anion transport. The transcript is spliced from 15 exons. The record is from RefSeq and is a predicted model, not a curated record. Bases 412 to 2565 code for a protein of 717 amino acids.